Hibiscus syriacus is the source of this 2753-nucleotide messenger RNA. Its product is annotated as disease resistance protein RPV1-like. Gene Ontology annotation, molecular function: ADP binding; protein binding. NCBI's taxonomy places the organism in Eukaryota, Viridiplantae, Streptophyta, Magnoliopsida, Malvales, Malvaceae. The coding region runs from base 1 to 2436 and encodes 811 amino acids. The record is from RefSeq and is a predicted model, not a curated record. The transcript is spliced from 8 exons. Gene Ontology annotation, biological process: defense response.
AUGAAUCUGAAAUCAUUGGAGAUAUUGUUGAAAAAAUCUCAGCAAAAUUACGUCAAACGUAUCCUGUUGUUCAUGAUAAUUAGUUCCCGUUUGGAGGAGUUGUAUUCUAAAAUCGAUAUUGGAGAAGAUGAUGUCCGUAUUAUAGGAAUAUGUGGAAUGGGUGGCAUUGGUAAAACCACUCUUGCAAGAGUUGUUUACGACCAAAUGUCAUCUCAUUUUGAAGGUAAGAGCUUUCUUGCUGAUGUUCGAGAACAAUCAAACAAAAAGGGACUUGUUUCUUUACAGAAACAACUUCUUAAAGAAACCUUGUCCGAAGGAGGAUUCAAUAUAUUCAAUGUUGAUAAAGGAAAUGCAAUCAUCAGUCGUAGGUUGUCUCACAAAAAGGUUCUUGUUGUUAUCGAUGAUGUUGAUAACAGAAAACAUUUGGAACACUUGGUUGGAAGGCGUGAUUGGUUCGGUUCAGGCAGUAGGAUCAUUGUAACAACAAGAGAUGAACAUCUGCUCCGAUUUUAUCGAGCUGAUUAUGUGUAUAAGCCUAUGACAUUGAAUCUCAAUGAUGCACUUCGGCUUUUUAGUUUGAAAGCUUUCGAUAGUGAUACAGAAUUAGAAGGUGUUUUCUUUGAGCUUUCUAAACGUGUUGUACAUUACGCUGGUGGUCUUCCCUUGGCUCUUGAAGUGUUGGGAUCUUUUUUGCGUGGUAGAGAUGCAACUCAAUGGAGAAGUGCGAUUGAAAGACUUGAACGAGACUCCAACAAAGAAAUUCUUGAUAGACUUCGAAUCAGUUUUGAUGGAUUGGAAGAAAGCGAAAAGAAUAUAUUUCUUGAUAUCGCAUGCUUCUUCAAGGGGGAGGAGAAAGAUUUUGUAACCAAAGUGUUGGAUGGUUGUGAGUUUUUCCCAGAUAUUGGAAUCGAUGUUCUCGUUAAGAAAUCCCUAGUGGCAGUUGAUGAAGACAACAGAUUGUGGAUGCAUGACUUGCUACAAGAAAUGGGAAGAAAAUUUGUUUGGGAAAAAUCUAUUGAUGAACCUGGAAAGCGUUGCAGAUUGUGGGAUGAAAGGGACAUCCAACAUGUUCUAACAAAAAAAUCUGCCACUGAAGUGAUUGAAGCCAUGAUCAUCGACAAUCAAAGGGAACCGAACAAGACACUCAAUUUGAGUGUCGCUGCCUUCUCAAAGAUGAAAAGAUUGAGAUUGCUCAAAGUUCUUUGCCUCUCAAAUUGUGAUGGUCUUAAAUAUCUUUCUAAUGAGCUACGGCUUUUAGAUUGGGAAGGAUGUCCUUUAAGAUCUCUGCCCUCAGGCUUUCAACCGGACAACCUUGUUGCACUUCUCUUACAAUACAGUCGCAUUGAACAACUAUGGAAGGGAACCAGACCCUUGUACAAGCUGAAAGUGUUAAACCUCAAAGGGUCCCCGAACCUGAUCAAGACUCCGGACUUCACAAUGGCCCCAGAUCUUGAAGUUCUGAUCCUGGAAGGCUGUAAGAAAAUAGUUGAUGUUCAUCCAUCCAUAGGAGAUCUUAAAAGGCUUCAAAAUUUGAAUUUGAGAGGCUGCAAAAGUCUUAGGAAUCUUCCAACCAAAAUUGGAAUGGAAUCUCUUCAAGCAUUCAUUCUUUCGGUGUUGGGAUUUUUGCCAGAGAGUUUGCAGCUAGCAGAGUUUUUGGAAGAGCUUGACUUGAGGGAAACGGCCAUAACAAAACCACCGUCCUUCAUUUUUCAACUUAAAAAUCUUAAAGUUUUGUCUUUCAACGGCCGCAAGGGAUCUUCCAAAGAGGAAAUGCUCAAACUUGAGUCGGGUUUGAGUUCAUUGACACAGCUGAAACUAAGGGACUGCAAUCUUUGUGAAGGAGAUAUACCUAAUGAUAUUUCUUGUCUAUCCUCUUUGGUAAUGCUCGAUCUCAGUGGUAACAAUUUCAUCAGCCUACCUGAUUCUCUUACUCGACUUUCCAAGCUUAAAGGUCUUGCAUUGAUGAAUUGCCGAGGGCUGAAAUCGUUGCCUGAGCUUCCAACAAGUGUAGAAUAUGUGAGCAUAGAUGAUUGUGCUUCUCUGGAACUAAUUGCUAAUCCAUCAAAAGUAUACAAUCGAAUGGUUUUCAUGUUUAAAGGUAUCAACUGCUGCAGAUUGGCUGAGAACAUCAAUGCAUUAACAUUGCUGAAAAAACAUCUCAAGGUAUUUGCAAAUUCAAGAGAAAGGUUUGCUGUUAUUAUGCCUGGAAGUGAAAUCCCAGAAUGGUUCAGCCAUCAAAGAGUCGACUCUUCAAUAAAGAUGCCACUGCCUCUCAAUAUUCGGAAUGAUAGUCAAUGGAUGGGAGUUGCUUUCUGCUGCAUUUUUGCCGGUGGUGAUUCUUCGGGGGAUGAGCAAAUCUGGUGUAAUGCUGUUAUCCAUUGUGGAGAACCUCGAGAUCUUGAUGGCGUUGGCAUUCAUUUAGGGGAAAGGAUUUAAUCAGCCCAUAAAAAAUGACCACCUUUUUCUUGGUUACUGGUAUCGUGACGCGUUAUAUCCAUAUUUGUUGGAGAAUGAAUGUGGUGAAAGGGAAACCAAGAAUACUUCAACACCGGAUUGCUCAAAUCAGGAAUGCGAUGAACUUGAAUUGUCACUUGAAUUGUCAUUCAAAUAUGAUGCUCGUGGCAAAGGUGUUGGGGUGAAGAAAUGUGGGGUUGGGAUAGUCUAUGAGAAAGAUUUGGAAGAUGUCCAACUUACAACAGAGCAACACAUGAAUCAAAGUAGGCCACAAAUUGAAUGAAGACUCCACUGUUGAU